UGUUUUUGCUACUAUCUUCGUUUCUUUUUAACAUUUUUUAUCCUGCAUUGUUCUUUUAAUAUUCAUCUUUGCUUAUGGGAAACCAUGCAGAUUAUUGUUGAGAAGGCUGUAAAGAGCGACGUUCCUGAUCUUGAUCAAAAGAAGUAUCUUGUUCCUGCUGAUUUGACCGUGGGCCAAUUUGUUCAUGUUGUCCGUAAAAGGAUCAAGCUCAGUGCUGAGAAAGCUAUAUUUGUCUUUGUGAAUAACACUCUCCCUUCUACUGCUGCCUUGAUGUCUGCAAUUUAUGAGGAAAACAAGGAUGAAGAUGGUUUUCUUUAUUUGACUUACAGUGGAGAGCACACAUUUGGUGUAAAUUCUCAGUAG
Messenger RNA from Hibiscus syriacus, 363 nucleotides. Its product is annotated as autophagy-related protein 8C-like. Gene Ontology annotation, biological process: cellular response to nitrogen starvation. The transcript is spliced from 3 exons. Lineage: Eukaryota; Viridiplantae; Streptophyta; Magnoliopsida; Malvales; Malvaceae. The coding region runs from base 85 to 363 and encodes 92 amino acids. The record is from RefSeq and is a predicted model, not a curated record.